GCCCGCCGAGCGGCUCUGCCCCGCCAUGGAGCAGGGGCCGGCGGGGGGGCCCGCUGCCGCCGUGGCCGCCGCGGGCGUGCUGGUGCCUCUGAGUGAAAGCGAGCAGCAGCGCUACUCGGAGCUCUUCUCGCGGUGCUGCCCGCGCCCCGAGGCGGCCGCCGGGGGCAGCAGCGUGGGGGAACUGUUCCGGGCCUCGCAGCUGCCCCCGGACACGCUGCACCAGCAUUUUCUUGUGGUCCACCUGGGAGAACUGCUACAACCAUCACAUUGAAAAUAUUCACCUGCAGUAGGAACAUUCAGUUCAUUUCUUCAUGAUCACAGAAGUUUGUGGAGCCAAACGCGUGGGCUAUUUUGGUCCUGCUCAGUUUUACAUUGCUUUGAAGUUAAUUGCGGCAGCGCAGUCAGGGUUCCCAGUACGGAUUGAGAGCAUUAAGAAUGAAUUGCCUCUGCCACGGUUCAUGGCACUGAAAAAUGACAGCGAAGUACGCUAUGGGACUCCAGCAGAGCUCCACGGAGUUAAAUUUCAGGCUCCACACACAACUCUGGAAAAAAAUUCCUACAAAAGAACAGAUGAAGGAGACAAACAGCAGGAACCCAAGUCUCCGCCAAUGUCUCCAAUCUGUUCACCUCCUGCUUCUCCAUCUACCUACCAGAGAAUACCCUUAACUUACGGAUAUGGUAAAUCAAGAAGUGGGCUGGAGCAGCAGCAUGGAGCUCCUUAUGAAGUCAGACACUCUACUCACCAGCAAGAUGGAUCAUCAUCAGGGAAUUACGGGGCCAAACCUGCUCUCGCAUGUUCAACUCUUAGUCGGUCUCUUUCAGUGGAGCGGGAGCAGCCAGACAGCAGUGCCCACUACUCAGAUGACCCUUGGAGGAUAACUGAGGAGCAGCGAGACUACUAUGUCAACCAGUUCAAGUCCCUUCAGCCCGAUCUGAACUCCUUUAUUUCAGGUUCCGUGGCAAAGAAUUUCUUCACGAAAUCAAAGCUGCCCAUCCCAGAGCUUUCUCACAUCUGGGAGCUGAGUGAUGUGGAUUGCGAUGGGGCGCUGACACUCCCUGAGUUUUGUGCUGCUUUCCAUCUGGUGGUUGCAAGGAAGAAUGGUUACCAGUUGCCCGAGACACUGCCUGAGACACUGCUGCCAGACUACCUCCAAGCAGCCUCCUUGAAGCCUCUGCAUGAGUGUGCGCUGUUCGAUUCUUACUCUGAGCCAUUGCCCGGCGGCCAGCCAACUCGGGACUUCAGCCGGAUGGAGAAAACAUCGACUGAAGAGGUACCUGAUAACUCUGCCCUGAUAAAAGAUACAAGCAAAGAUGACAAACAAGCUCUUAAAGUAAGCACUACUGUCAAAGCGAUACCAAAGGAAUUUCAGCACUUGACUGUGAAAACAGCUGCUCAGGAACCUCAUGCACUUAAAGCCAGACCCAGAUCCAGGUCUUAUUCUAGCACAUCCAUAGAAGAUGCCAUGAAAAAGGGAGAAGAGCCCCCUACUCCACCUCCAAGGCCACAGAAAUCACAUUCCAGAGCUUCCUCUUUGGAUCUGAACAAAAUAUUUCAACAAAACACACAAGCUGUGAGGUCUGGCUGGCUGCCCCCACCGCCACCCGCGCUGCCCCCUCGACCUUCUGUAUCUCAGACGGAGCAAGUAUCUGAGGUUGAAUUACAUCCUCAGAUGAAUAGACCCCCGUCGCAGGCAGAAGAAAACAGCUCAGCAAAAAAGGAGGUUGUUCUUGCUCAGCCGCCCUCCAAACCAGCCCGCAGGAAGCUCCGGACAGAGGUGCAGGGACUGGAGACCCCCGAGCUUUCUCCUACCGUAAAUGUGACCUCUUCCCUGCCGGCAGCGAAGCCUCAUCUCCCAGUCCAAAAACAGUCUUCCAAGCAGAAAAGGGCUAUUCAGACUGCUAUACGAAAAAACAAAGAAGCCAAUGCUGUGCUCACCAGGUUAAACAGUGAGCUCCAGCAGCAGCUGAAGGAGGUCCACAAGGAACGAAUUGCCUUGGAAACGCAGCUGGAGCAGCUACGCCCUGUAACCGUCUUGUGACCUCCAGCACACUGUGCAGCAGCAGAACACGUGCACCAAUGGCCUUGCAGCCACCGAGGUGACUGCGGUGGGGUGCUCGGCUUGCCCUCCGCACCCUGCUGCACCUGCUUGCCUCUGCAGAUGGAGGAGGUACAGAAAGCAAAUACCAAACUGUCAGAUGGUUCCGGGCAGGUGCUCUGCCCUCUUCCCUCCCUCUUCCCAGCCUAACAUGUAAAUGCAGUUUGCCACUGAAAUGAAUGAGAGUAUUUUAUUUAUGCCAAGAAUCCCCGAUUUAUACAUAUUCUUGCAACGCCUCCUAUCCCGGAAUAUUAAGAGGUACAUAAUUCCAGAAUUGGUGUUCAAAUGUAAAACCCAUCUUCGGAGCUGGGUUCCUGGAUGUUACCAGCUCCUGUAGGACGGUAGAGGAACUGUGGAUUGAAAGCACAGCAGGAAUCCAACUCAUUAGACGAAAAGAGUCGCUAUCCACAAUCAUGUGUCAGAUAAUUAUUUUCUUAGUGCUGUUUAUUAUUCAAUCACAGAUGUAUUUUAAUGUUAGAGAACUUGUAUUUUAUAAGUUACAAAUCGUAAGAGAGAACAGUAAAAAUAUUAAAUUUCUAUUAUUUUGGAAAUUACAAAAAAAAAAGUAUCUGUUUUUUGAGCUCUAACUCUUUCCUAUCCACCCAUAUUUGAUCACUUGCUUGCAACUGAUGGUGUCUCUGCAUAAAAAAUUUCUUUAAACCAACCGUGCAUUUCUAACAAGAGGUUAAAAACGCAUUCUGGGCAUGUUUGUAAAAGCUGUCCUAAGUAUAUUUGUAUUGGUCUGCUUUGUUGUUUUAACAGCUGCUAAUUUGUUUUAAGGACAUGUGCAAGAACUGUAUUUCCAAAAGAAGAGAGAGAUCAAAACUGCUGCACGUGAGAUUGUAAGAUGUAUGAUGGAAACAAUUGCUUUGUACAGCAGGCUUUCAUUAAGGUUCUGUUGCACCUCAUUGGAGAUACCGCUGAUAGGAUGAAGCUGCUGAUACCCAUCUGGUUUUCAAAUGAAGAAACAAAGGUUAUUAUUAUUAUUGUUGUUUUUACUUGGUCUGCUCCAAAGCCAAUUGUACUCUGUGGAAGAUUUUCAUGGAUGCAGUGGUCGUUGGCUUUAAUCUCAAUUCUCAUGAUGGAAGCUGUCUAAUUAAUGUUUCUUUAUCUCUUAAGGGGCCAAUAUUCUUAUACUGAGUGAUUUCAGCUAUAUUAUCAACCUUGCUCCCUUCAUGGAUAUGAUAUGUGCUGUGCUGCUAGGGAAUGUCACAUACUUGUUAGUCAUCUUAAAUGCAAUGCCGCAUGUGUCUCAUAUCCAGUUGUUCAUUGACUUAAUUUAAGUAUACACCUUGCAAAAACUGUGCAGCAGAUUCGGAUUUUUUUGGACCAUUUUUGGUCUUACAUGUUCUCCCAUUAGCUAUGGGAUGGCUCUGGGGUAGAGAGGAAGAAGGAGCAAAUUUGAAAUAACUGGAUGGCCUCCCUUUGGGGUGUGUCAUAGCAUGGCUGCGGUGAGAUAUCGAAGGGCAUCACAGCAGCCAAGAGUUUUGUUUGGAGAUAAGUAAGAAUGACAUCAACAGGAAAGUGUAAAAAUGAUGAGGAAACAGAUUACUUUUGCUGGAAUGGUUGCAGAUGUGGGAUAUGGAUUCAGAAGUCUAAAGGUGGAAAUAAGUGUUUGCAGAAUUGUUAACAUAAAUCUGUUUUUUUAACACAUUGCUUUUGAUUCAACUCAACAUCACUGUGUGAGUGAGCAGCAGCCAUUUCUCUAGAUUUGGAACUGUUUUUGUGGUACUGUUGCUUAGCUGGAGUCAGACGGUCAUUUCUGAUCAGUGACAAAAUGUGAGAGCCACAGACUCCUGGGAAGCUGCAGAAGAGUUAUUGUCCUUGUGCUAUCAGUGGUGCUGUUUGAAAACUAACAUCAUUUAUUUGUAACAUUGAGUCAUUCCUGAAAUUUUAAUUAGGCUAAGUGCUCUUCUAUGUUUGCAUUUUAGUUCUUGUGUUGUCAUUUGGUUAAUAAACCCCCGCUAUUAAAUUGGAAAUAACCAUAUGGCACCUUUUGUUUUUUCCUCUUAUGUGUGAUUUUUGAGGAAAGCUUUUCAGUGAUUCUGAAGAAAAAAUAUGCACGUUGCAUUUUUAAGACAGUGAGUGACUUUCUCAUGUUUAAUAGGGGCUUCCUCUGGUGUCAUCCUCCGUUUACUUCACUGGAGUUAUUCAUUGAAUAGGUGGUGUUCAAAGAACCAUAGAUAACUUUCUGUGAAAUAUUUGUUUCAGUAUGUGGCGAUUCAGUGGUGAAAGAGGAAGAAUGCCUAGCUAAGUACAGUGAAUGGUUACCUUCACAGAUCAAGCCAUCUUUAUAUGAGCCUUUAAAUAUAAACAGUGACCUGAUAAUUACACAAGGUGAACGGUUUCCACUUCAGAAGCAUUCAUUUGAACAAACUGUCUGUGAAAAAAACAUCAGUCCUCGGUGAUCGACGCCCUUCUUGUGUUUAUUAAAUUAAUACUAGAAUGCAGAGGAAACACUACCACCUCUUUCCCAAGAGUUCUUCAUUCCCUCUUACAUAGAGUUUUGCUGAUGUAGCAAAAAUGUUAAUGAAUUAGUAGAUCAAGUUCUGUUGUCGGUAAGUUGGCAAAUGUCCUUCUCAACUCCCAUGAUUGUCUCUGAACUUUUCCUGUGUGUACAGCGGUACUGUUACUGCUAGGAACUCUAUAGCCAUGCUGGAGAGAGGAAUUUGCCCAGCUUUCAUCGAGGUGUGCACAGCUCAGUGCUGUCAGGGCUAACCAACAUAGGGCGAUGACGACUCGGGCUGAAAAUAACUCCACUGGGAUGGCUGGGGUUGGAAGACUUCACAGGAGCAUUUAGGGUGGACAUGAUAAGGAAAUUGCCUUUCACUGGUAUGUAAGCUGCCUUCCUCCCACUGGACUUCCAGGAUAGGAGAAAGACAGCCUGGAAGAUUCAAGCCAGGGGUCUCUUUUUUUUCCAGCACUGUCAGUCCUUUGGCCUUCAGCAAGCACAGUCCUUGACAAGAAAAUACACGGAGUUAUGAAAGUCAGAUGGGAAAGAGGCCCUAGUGAAGUCACAUAUUUUAUUGACUGAAGAGUAAAACUAUUUUUUUAGGAAAAAGAUCUCCAAAUGAUGUAGUACCUUUGAGAAGAAAUUAUGUAGUUUAAGGCUUUUUCCAGUUAUCUUCUUGAUAAUGUGCUAUGAACAUAUGCAUUAUGUUUUACUCUGUUACUGAUUUUUUUGAUACAAAAAUCGUAUUGCAAGCAUUAUCGUUAUUAAUCUAAAAAAAUACCCUGAAGCUAUUAUAUAUUUGAAUUUAAACUUAUGAAGUAGAUAGCCAGUUUUAAGCAAUUUGUUUUCACAGCUGCAGAAUGUCCAUGUGGUAAGCUACAAAAUGUAUAGCGCUCUAUACUAUGCCCAUCUAAUUUUGGAAAAUGUAUGUGAUAUGGAACCGGGUGCUACAUUAAAAUAAAAGUGUCCAAUAACUUCAAA
Molecule: messenger RNA, 5529 nt
Organism: Gallus gallus (chicken)
Lineage: Eukaryota; Metazoa; Chordata; Aves; Galliformes; Phasianidae
Gene: REPS2
Product: RALBP1 associated Eps domain containing 2
Exons: 19
Coding region: 312-2039 (575 amino acids)
Biological process (GO): endosomal transport; endocytosis
Cellular component (GO): plasma membrane; cytoplasm
Molecular function (GO): calcium ion binding; protein binding
Source: RefSeq, a predicted model, not a curated record